AUGACUCUGCAUAAGACUCCCUUAAUAUUACUUCCGUAUUGGGCCUGGGCAUUCAAGGAGUGGUGCCUUGCCUGCCGAGAGGGUCUUCCUCACGCAAUCAGGGCUGACGUGGAACUGUGGCUGGGGAUUAAUGAACGAAACUGGCUCUCAGGUCGCUUAAUCUAUCGCCCCUGGAGGUCCGAACUCGUUAUGCGGUUAAUCGCCUGGAGGCGAGAAGGCAUGGUUCCUCAGUUACUUGACAUAACCCGCUCCGAGUCUUUGAAAGCUACGGGAGACCUAGUACAGCCUAUUAUCGUGAUAACCGAGAUCUUGGGCUGUUGA
Molecule: messenger RNA, 321 nt
Organism: Lindgomyces ingoldianus
Lineage: Eukaryota; Fungi; Ascomycota; Dothideomycetes; Pleosporales; Lindgomycetaceae
Exons: 4
Coding region: 1-321 (106 amino acids)
Source: RefSeq, a predicted model, not a curated record